AAAAUGGUUAUCAAAGUUAGAUAAUUCAAACAAAACCAAGUUUCUCAAAUUAUUCAAAGUUGCAACCUGAAUUUGAUAUAAUGGAACAAAUUUCCUUGUCUAAUAAAGAGAAGACAUUAGUUUUAGUUGGACGAACCGGAAAUGGUAAAAGUUCAACUGGAAAUAGCAUUCUCAAUAAAAAGGCUUUUAAAUCAAGAACUCGUAUGUGUGAACUACAAAAAACCGUCGCAAAAGAUGGAUCCAUUAUUAAUGUUAUUGACACUCCAGGACUAUUUGAUGGAAGUGAUUCUAUCGAAAAAGAAAUAAUCAAAUGUAUUGAUUUGGCUAAAGAUGGAAUUCAUGCAAUUCUUGUGGUAUUCUCUGUUAGAACUCGUUUUUCUGAAGAGGAACAAAUUAUUUUAAGUGUCUUGCAAACUUUGUUUGGACAAAAAAUUGUUGAUUACAUGAUUAUAGUCUUCACUGGUGGAGAUGAACUUGAAUAUAAUGGAGAGACGCUAGAUGAUUAUAUAGGUCAAGGAUGUCCACAACCUCUUAAGGAUGUUCUACUCCAAUGUGACAAUCGCAAAGUGCUUUUUGAUAACAAGACUAAAGAUGCAACAAAGCAACUACAACAAGUUCAACAACUUCUCAAUCUUGUGAAUAUGAUCAUAUCAAAGAAUAAUGGACAACCAUAUACGAAUAAAACAUUUGUAAAAUCACAGGAAGGAUCAAAAUUAAAACAAGAAAGUUCAAAUCUUUUGAAAAGAUUGGAAGAAGAAAGAGUUGAAAGACUUAAGAUUGAGGAAAAUGGAAAGUUAACACAAAUUAUGAUGAAUGAUGAAAUUCAAACUUUGAAGUAUAAUCUUGAGUCAACAAAUAGAAGGCCAACGAGUAGAAGGCCACAUGUACCACGACAAUUGCAACCUGAAUUUGAUAUGAUAGAACGCAAAUCCUGGUGUAAUGAAGAGAAGACUCUAGUUUUAGUUGGACGAACUGGAAAUGGCAAAAGUGCAACUGCAAAUAGCAUUCUCGGAAGAAAUGCUUUUAAAUCAAAUAGAUAUUCUUCUAGUAUGUCACGUAUUUGUGAAAUACAAAAAAAUGUCAUAAAAGAUGGAUCAAUUAUUAAUGUUAUUAACACUCCAGGACUAUUUGAUGGAAGUGAUUAUGUUGAGAAAGAAAUGAUUAAGUGUUUGGAUUUGGCUAAAGAUGGAAUUCAUGCAAUUCUUGUGGUGUUUUCUGUUAGAACUCGUUUUUCUGAAGAGGAACAAGCUACUUUACGUGUCUUGCAAACAUUAUUUGGACACAAAAUAAUUGAUUACAUGAUCAUAGUUUUCACCGGAGGAGAUGAGCUUGAAUAUAACAAAGUGACAUUGGAUGAUUAUUUAGGUGAAGAAUGUCCCCAGGCUCUUAAGCAUAUUUUACACCAAUGUGAUAAUCGCAAAGUGCUAUUUGAUAACAAAACUAAGGAUGAAACAAAGCAACUACAACAAGUUCAGCAACUUCUCAAUCUUGUGAACAUGGUUAUAUUAAAGAAUAAUGGACAACCAUAUACAAAUAGAACAUUUGUGAAAUCACAGGAAGGGUCAAAGCUGAAUCAACAAACUAUAAAUCUUUCGGAAAAGUUGGAAGAAGAAAGAGUUGAAAGACUUAAGAUUGAAGAAAAUUUUAAGUUAACACAAGCAAUGUUGAAUAAUGAAAUUCAAACUUUGAGAUCUAAUCUUGAGUCAGCAAAUAGAAGACCAUCUAUGCCCCGACUACAACCUAUGCUCCGACAAGUAAUGUCUAGUUGCCACGUUCUCUGAGUUUAGCACUAUUUAUAAGGCUAUUUCUGUGUGUAUAUAUACAAUUAUCUGUGUGAAAAAAUGUGUGAUGUAUUUUACCAUUCAAAGCACUGUAUUCCGAACAAUAAAAUGUAUGAUUCAAAUAAAUAAAAUGUAUGAUUAUUUAUGAUGCAAGAGAAA
This is a messenger RNA of Vigna unguiculata (cowpea), 1940 nucleotides long. RefSeq lists its product as uncharacterized. The record is from RefSeq and is a predicted model, not a curated record. Lineage: Eukaryota; Viridiplantae; Streptophyta; Magnoliopsida; Fabales; Fabaceae. Gene Ontology annotation, molecular function: GTP binding.